AUGAGUGAUCGGGCUCAUAUUUUAACUUCUGACCUUAAUGAAAUAGAAGGUAUCCCAGUAAGGUAUGCAGAAAUCAUCAAGAAACAUUUCAACACUCUAUUUGAAGAAUUCCUGAAAAACAAAGAUGAGUUUGCGAAUAAACUCCAGGUUAUUUGGAUAUGGAAGCAUUUUACCACAAUAGACGAAAAGCUCUUAAAAUCUCUACCUUGGCUGAAGGCCAUUGUAAGCUUUGGAGCUGGUGUGGACCAUCUCAAUCUACCUCUGAUCUGCAGUUUUGAGGUGAAGGUGGUCAACACUCCUCAUGCGGCAGACAAUGCUACAGCUGAAAUGGGCAUGGCUUUAAUGUUGACAUCUGCUAGGAAUAUACUGGAAGGUCAGAAGAUUGAAACUUCUCCAGAUACUAAAAGUUAUACUUUUUACUGGUAUGGAGUACAAGUGACUGAGGCCACUCUUGGAAUUAUUGGAAUGGGACGGGUUGGAUACAAAGUUGCUCAAAGAGCCAAAGGAUUCGCUAUGAAAAUCCCGUAUCACAACAGGAAGAGGAGGACUGAGGAAGAAGAAAAACUGGUCGGGGCCCGUUACUGUGCAAAGAUUGAUGAUCUCCUCCAGGAGUCAGACUUUGUGAUGUUGGUAGUAAAUCUGACUCCUCAAACCUGCAAACUGAUCGGGGAAAGAGAGCUUAGUCUAAUGAAACUCACCGCCACUCUUAUCAAUAUCUACCGAGGUGGAGUAGUUGAUCAGGAUGCUUUGGUGAAAGUGCUUCAGAAUGGGGUCAAUCGUGCAGCAGCUUUGGAUGUUAUUGAUCCAGAGCCACUUCCAAGGGGUCAUCCUUUGCUAAACUUACCAAAUGUUAUUCUAACUCCUCAUAUUGGAACUGCCUCUGAGAAGACCUAUGAUAAAAUGCUGGAGAGAAUGAUUGAAAAUGCUUUGGCUGCUGUUCGUGGCCUUCCAAUUCCUGAUGAAGUGCCACCAUACGAUGGAUACAAAUAA
Carcharodon carcharias (great white shark) is the source of this 990-nucleotide messenger RNA. Its product is annotated as glyoxylate/hydroxypyruvate reductase B-like. Lineage: Eukaryota; Metazoa; Chordata; Chondrichthyes; Lamniformes; Lamnidae. Gene Ontology annotation, molecular function: NAD binding; glyoxylate reductase (NADPH) activity; hydroxypyruvate reductase [NAD(P)H] activity. Gene Ontology annotation, cellular component: cytosol. The record is from RefSeq and is a predicted model, not a curated record.